Penicillium cataractarum is the source of this 2199-nucleotide messenger RNA. RefSeq names its product Transcriptional activator of proteases prtT. Gene Ontology annotation, biological process: regulation of DNA-templated transcription; DNA-templated transcription. Gene Ontology annotation, molecular function: zinc ion binding; DNA-binding transcription factor activity, RNA polymerase II-specific; DNA binding. The record is from RefSeq and is a predicted model, not a curated record. The transcript has 4 exons. Bases 1 to 2199 code for a protein of 732 amino acids. Lineage: Eukaryota; Fungi; Ascomycota; Eurotiomycetes; Eurotiales; Aspergillaceae.
AUGAAGCGGAAUCGCAUCCAUUUCGAGGCCAAUGGUGAUGCGUCGCCCACUUCGCCGCCAGGGGGCUUCACGCCGGAGGACCAACGACAGGCGCAUGUCCCGAAGAUCUCCCGGAGGAUACGCGCAUGCACGGAAUGCAAAAAGCACAAGGUUCGAUGUGAUAUGAAGGCAGGCGAGUCGACAUGCUCGCGGUGUCGGCGCAUGGGUCUGGAGUGCGUGGUCAAUAAGAGCCUGCAGACGUUGUUGGAGGAUGAGGCCGAUUGGAAGACCAUGAUCGAGCUGGCGAUGACCGACCUGCUUAGGAAGUCACAGCUCCCGGAACUAUCGUACUAUCAGGCCGGCGGCGGAUCGAUCGAGACGCCUUCGAAGAAACGGGGGCGCAAAGAUUCAACGGUGUCGGUGGACGAAUCUGGCCAUGCCUUGGGGCAUCACAGCAAGAAUAACUCGGCAGAUACUACGGCAGGCCGGUUGACGGGAUCCAAUUCGUCUAGUUAUGCCUUUUCUCAACAACAGCCGCAAUAUAAGAUCGACCGUGAGGAGACAAGUGCGACUUCGCUCGUGACCGCUCCUAUGGGAAGUCUAUAUGAGGUGACACAGUUGAGUGAGAACCGUGAGAAUUCACCGAGCGAUGAUUAUGCGCCGGACCAGGCCCUGGUGACGGAUUUCAUCUCGCGCGGCGUGGUUGAUCUCCAGGAGGCUGAGGAACUGUUCUACCACUUCGAUCAGGUCCUCAACAGAUACCUUUGGGACGGAGCAUUGCUGGCACACAAGGAUUUGACAUCCGCUCGGAGAUCAUCUUCUAUGCUGUCCGCUGCCAUUCUUGCGGUGACGGCGCUUCACAUGCCCACUAAGGAGCGAACAUUCGAUACUUGCUACACAGAGUUUGCAAAAUUGGCGUCUGAAUCGAUGCUUGGACAUCACCAUACCAUGGAUGACAUCCGGGCACUAUGUAUCGGGGCUUUUUGGCUUGCAGACGUGAGCUGGAAGCUCUCGGGCUACGCCGUUCGCAUUGCGACCGAGCGCAAUCUGCAUCAAUUCUUCCGCAAAGCUGUCCAGGGCUCUCCUGAACACAAGGAGCAAGCUAGAUUAUGGUACCUUCUAUACACCCUCGAACACCACUUCUCCAUCGCCUACGGCCGACCUCCCAUCAUCCACGAAGACCCAGCCAUCACACAACACAAUACAUUCACGCAAUCACCCACGAUAUCACAAGGAGAUCUAAGGCUACACAGCCAGGUUGAUCUGUUCAUUGUCCUGACCCGUAUAUACUUUGCAUUCGGUCCUGACGUGGACCUCGAGGUCCCCGAGAGCGAAUUUCCAAAGAUCGACCAGUAUGACCAGGAGUUAGGAGAUUGGAAGUCAGCAUGGCUACCGCGUCUUGCUGGGAGCCGGCACGUUGGCGCAUACCCAUACAAAGCCGUCUACAUGCACUACCACUUUUCUCGACUUCAGUUGAACUCGGUUGCCCUCCGAACAUAUCAUUCUUCUACCUCCUCCAAAGCGAUGUCGCCCGAGCGCAGGAAACGUGCCAAUAUUGCCAUUGAAUCGUCGAUCGCCACCCUCCAGGUGGUUCUAGAUGAGCGAGACAUUCAGCGUGCUCUGGUCGGUGUACCGCUAUACCUCCACAGUAUGAUUACCUUUGCGGCGGUAUUCCUCUUGAAAAUCGCCGUCAAAUCAUGUUCCAACCAGUGUGGCCAGGGCCAAAGCACCUCUAUCUCUUCAGCCGGCCUGAUCAUUGACAUUCCCUACGUGCGGAUCUUGGUUGGGCGCAUCGUCGAGGUGAUGGUGUCCUGUAGCCAACGAGCCAGCGAGCGUCAUUUAAGCCAUCACAUUGCUCGCGGUCUGCGAAAGAUGCUCACUGGCCUCGAAGAGUGGGAGAAGCGGAACGGUACCCAGCAGUCAGGCGGGCCCACUCCCCAGUCAGAGACCUCCUCGCUAUUCAAGCCUGUCAUUAUCCCUGGAGCUCAAAUACUCGGUGAGCGAGAUACCAUCCUGAACCAUCCGCCUCCGUUGUUGGGUGUGGCACCACUAUCAGCCGAACGCAGCAACGGGUUCGAUCCGGGUCUUGGACUGGCCAAGGACGAGCCGGGGCUUUCAGAAGGCUCGAUGGACCCGAUGAUGGCGGAUCUGUGGGGAUUCGAUGAAGAGUAUUUCCCCACGGGCGUGUUUGAUUUCCUGCAGAGUCAGAUGCCAGCGUAA